CUUUCUGUGUUUUGGGCUUGUGUUUGUUUUGCUUGCGACAUCUCUUCCUUCGCCCACAACGACCGCGAUCACGAUGAUGAUGCCGAGGAUGGAGCGAGGCAGCGUGCUGCUGCUUGCUGUGGUGGCAUGUGCGGCCAUGAUGGCUGCUGUUGUGAACGGUGCCGGUGAAGGGCCGACCCGAGUGAAGAUUCUGGACGGAGAGGUGCAAGGUUUUGCCACGAAGGAUGCACGCAUCUGGAAAGGCAUUCCUUAUGCUGCUCCACCUGUUGGUGAGCGUCGUUGGACAAGCACCACCAAGGUCACCCCAUGGUCCAGUGUCAAGAACACCACCACCUUUGGUCCCGGCUGCCCACAGCAAUGCCAUCUGCCGCCGCUUGGAUGCCAGGCCGACCUGAGCGAGGACUGCCUGUACUUGAACGUGUACGCACCGCUGAAACAGGGCAAGUACGCCGUCAUGGUGUGGUUCCACGGUGGCCGCUACGAGCAAGGCUCCGAGGGCGUGGAGCUGUACGAUGCUCAGCGCGUCGUCGCCGCCCACGACGUUGUUGUGGUCACCGUCAACUACCGCCUGGGCGUCCUGGGCUUCCUGGCCAUGCCCGACCUGGGCCUCGAGGGCAACUACGGCCUCCUCGACCAGCAGUUCUCCCUGCGCUGGGUGCGCGACAACGUGGCGGCCUUUGGCGGCGACCCGUCCAAGGUGACCAUCUUUGGCCAGAGCGCGGGCGCAACCAGCGUGUCGACGCACCUCGUGUCCCCGCAGUCGAAGGGCCUCUUCCGCGGCGCUAUUGUGGAGAGCUCGCCCUAUGCGCUGCCGCUGCUCACGCCAGACAAGGCCGGCGAACACUACGCCGUGUUUGCCAAGGACGCCGGUUGCAACCCAAGCGACAAGAAGUGCCUGUACAGCCUCACGCCAGACCAGGUCGUGACGGCGCAGAUGACGGCGCAGAACAAGAUCUGGCUCGACCGCCCGCUCGUCAUGUUCUUUCCGUGGACCCCGACGGUCGACGGCAAGCUACUCCCCGCGGACCCGCUCACCGCCAUUGGCAAGGGCGAGUACAACAAGGUGCCAGUGGUCAUCGGCAACGUGGGCCAGGAGGCGUGGCCGUUUGUCUUUGAAGCCUUCCCCAAGCUGAACAAGCUCGAGGCGGAGGCCCUGAUUGACGUCAUCUUUGGCGGCCACCACGAGCCCAAGGAGAUUCGCAAGAUGUACCCGGUCCCCGAACACAUGGACGACUACCGCCCGUACAUCUCGCGCCUUGCGUCGGACUUCAUCAUUGACUGCUCCUCCCGCAACGUCACGCUGCGCAUGCGCGAGGACAAUGUGCCCGUGUACCAUUACGUGUUUGACCACGCGUGGGACGAGCGCGGGCACUGGGGCCCAAACUAUACGUUCUGCGAGGGCCACGCCUGCCACGCGGUUGAGCUGCCAUUUGUGUUCGACUCUGCGCCGCUGUGUGGCGUCAACUUUGAUGCCAAGGAGAAGCAGCUGACCAAGUCGCUCACCGCGUACUGGACCAACUUUGCCAAGACGCUGGCGCCCGGCACGAGCCACAACGUCACGUGGCCCGUCUUCACCAAGAAGGAGCAGCCCUCCCUCAACUUCACCACUGCCGGUGUGCAGUCGCACGUGCAGAACAACAUCCGCGCAAAGUAUUGCGAUUUCUGGGACCUCUCCCCCAAGGGCUACGUUUUCUAGGAUGUUGGUGACAUGACAUGUCAUGCUGGCAGACGGUUGUGCUGUCCUCAGACUCACUCACUCACUCACACACUCCCUCACUCACUCACACGGCACACUCACUCACUCACUCACUCACUCACUCCUCACCCACUCACCC
Molecule: messenger RNA, 1835 nt
Organism: Salpingoeca rosetta
Lineage: Eukaryota; Choanoflagellata; Craspedida; Salpingoecidae
Product: cholinesterase
Exons: 2
Coding region: 74-1696 (540 amino acids)
Source: RefSeq, a predicted model, not a curated record